Helianthus annuus (common sunflower) is the source of this 2896-nucleotide messenger RNA. RefSeq names its product probable leucine-rich repeat receptor-like protein kinase IMK3. The record is from RefSeq and is a predicted model, not a curated record. Gene Ontology annotation, biological process: protein phosphorylation. The transcript has 2 exons. NCBI's taxonomy places the organism in Eukaryota, Viridiplantae, Streptophyta, Magnoliopsida, Asterales, Asteraceae. Gene Ontology annotation, molecular function: ATP binding; protein binding; protein kinase activity. The coding region runs from base 252 to 2744 and encodes 830 amino acids.
CCUUCCUUCCUCAACGUAAACAAACAUCACCCUCCCAUCACUCUUCUCACCCACCCACCGUCUUCUCUCUCUUUUAAAUAUCAUCCUCUCUCACUCCUCACUUUUCAUCUUCAUCUCUCUCUCUCUCUCUCUUUCCCUCUCUCUCAUCAAGUGUUUGUUAUUUAUAAACAAUCAAAAGAAAAGAAAAGAAACCCACAUUCAUCUUUCGUUAACACACUUUGCUGCUGCUUGAUUUGGGGGGUUUUUUCUUCAUGGGAACUCAACAUGACUCUCUGAGUCAUUUUCACAAACACUUGGCGUGCAUAACAAACUCUGUUUCUCUUUGCAGGAGUUCAUCCAACAAUAGAGAACAACAACAACAAUCACAACCAACCCGUUUUUCCUUUCAAAAUACACUUAUUUUAACUACUUUUGUUCUUAUCCUCUGUUCUCAUCUUGUUUCAGGUGAUGAGGUCACCACCACAGUCACACUCUCAGAUUACUCAGCUCUUGAAUCCAUCAAGCAAGAUCUUAUCGAUUUCCGAGGCGUAUUGCGGUCUUGGAAGGGUAGAAACGGUGUAUGUACAGGUGGCUGGGUCGGUAUCAAGUGCGAUCAAGGUCGAGUCAUCGCUAUUCAGCUUCCAUGGAAGGGAUUUGGCGGCAAGAUUUCGUCGAAAAUGGGGAAUCUUCAUUCGCUCAGAAGGAUCAGUCUACAUGACAACCUGUUAGCCGGUUCCAUUCCACAGUCGUUAUGGCUGUUACCGAAUCUACGAGGUGUUUAUCUGUUCAACAAUCGCCUUUCGGGCUCCAUCCCACCGUCUAUUACCCCAUCUUUACAGAAUCUUGAUCUAAGCAACAAUCAGUUAAAUGGAACAAUUCCUAAUAUUGUUUCCAAUUCCAGCAAGAUUUAUAGAUUCAACCUUAGUUACAACGCCUUUUCGGGUUCUAUUCCUUCCAGUUUUACCCUAUUACCUUCACUCACAUUCUUAGCUUUAGAACACAACAAUCUUUCCGGUCCCAUUCCGGACACUUGGGGUUCGGGUGAACUCGUAUCUUUCACCCUUGAUCAUAACUUUCUCACUGGAAGUAUUCCGGCUUCAUUAAGCAAGAUGCGUAAUCUCGAAAAUGUUAAUCUUGGUCAUAAUCACAUUGAUGGGGUUAUACCUAAUGAGUUUGCUAAUCUUUCUAAGCUACGAAUCUUGGAUUUAUCGAACAAUGCUAUCAAAGGGGGGUUACCCUCUUUUAGCUCUUCGAAUCUUUCGGUUUUGGUAUUGGAUAACAACCGGUUGAAUGGCCCGAUUCCUGAUGCUGUUGGGCAUCUUUCUUCUCUCACUCGACUCGGGUUAUCCCACAACAAUUUCAGUGGCGAAAUCCCGAAAUCGAUUGGUGAGUUGAAGAAUCUUGAUUCGUUUAAUGUUUCGUAUAACUCACUUUCUGGUAGUGUUGAUUCUUCGCUUUUGAAGAGGUUUAAUUCGAGCUCUUUUGUCGGGAAUAUCGAGUUAUGUGGGUAUAGCGUUUCGGCUCCAUGCCCUGUUCCGUCCAUUCCGCCUUCUCCGUCUGCUUCACCGAUUGUUCAAACACCGAACAAAAAACAUGAUAACAGAAAACUCAGUACAAAAGAUAUCAUUCUCAUAGCAGGUGGGGCCCUGUUGCUGGUGCUGCUUCUGUUAUGUUGUUUACUCCUUUGCUUCUUAAUCCGAAAGAGGGCUGCAAGAACAAAGUCGAAGAAUGGCAAAACCGACAUUUCGAUGCCAAUACCAGCAGUAGCAGGGGCUGAUGUUGUUGAAUCAGGAGAAACAGGUGGGAAAUUGGUGCAUUUUUCGGGUACAUUUGUGUUUACCGCUGACGAUUUGUUAUGCGCGACUGCUGAAAUAAUGGGAAAGAGUACGUAUGGAACCUCAUAUAAGGCUACGUUAGAAGACGGUAACAUGGUUGCGGUAAAACGACUAAGAGAGAAGGUGACGAAAGCGCAUAAAGAAUUCGAAACCGAAGUUUCUGAACUGGGAAAGAUUCGGCAUCCGAAUGUUUUGGCCCUCCGCGCUUAUUAUUUGGGACCUAAAGGGGAAAAGCUUCUCGUGUUCGAUUACAUGCCUCAGGGCAGUCUAGCUUCUUUCCUCCAUGCUCGAGGACCCGAAAGUUUGAUAAACUGGCCGACGAGACAGAACAUAAUCGCGGGCAUAACAAAAGGGCUUGUUUUCCUUCAUAACCAAGAGAACAUAGUGCACGGGAACCUCACUUCAAGCAACGUGUUACUCGACGAGCAGAAGAACCCCGCGAUUGCUGACGUGGGCCUCUCGAGACUCAUGACAAAUGCAGCGAAUACCAACGUGAUUGCAACCGCGGGAACGUUGGGAUACCGGGCUCCAGAGCUCGCAAAGCUCAAGAACGCCACCCCAAAAACCGACGUUUACAGUCUUGGUGUGAUUAUGCUGGAGCUUUUGACUGGGAAAUCUCCCAGUGAGGCAACCGACGGUCUGGAUUUGCCGCAGUGGGUGGCGUCGAUCGUGAAGGAAGAAUGGACUAAUGAAGUGUUUGACUUGGAGUUAAUGGGUGAUCCGGCUAAUGUUGGUGGUGAUGAGCUGCUUAGUGUUCUGAAAUUGGCGAUGCACUGUGUGGAUCCUUCGCCUGAAGAAAGGCCGGACGCUGGUCAAGUUCUUGAGAAGAUUCAGGAGAUUAAACCCGAGCUAGCGGAGAGCUCGGGUGGUGAUGUGGAGGUUACAGAGGCGGCUGCUGCUGCUGCAGGAGUUUCAUCAAAAAGUGAUUGAAGGAUGGAUAUCUAAUUGAAUUUAUAAUCAUAUUCUUUUGUAAGAUAUAUAUGCAUAUUGAUGUAUAAGCUAAAGUGUGUAGAUGUGUUCAUAUUGAUUGAAUUUGUUGAUUCUUUUUGUAAUGAGAAAAUAAAACACCAUUUAUGUUGCAA